CGUAGCAUCACUGCGACAAAGGCUGCGGCGUACUUGAAAGUGAAAGUUUGAGGUCGCCAUGGCUACGUACGAGAAAAAGCCAAAGCGCGGAGACCUUAUUGAAAUCUUCCGAGGCUCAUAUCAGCACUGGGCUAUUUAUGUUGGAGAAGGUUAUGUGAUUCACCUGGCACCUCCCUCUGAACAUGCUCAAGCUGGAGCCUACAGUGUGAUGUCAGUAUUAUAUGAUAAAGCCACAGUGAAGAAAGAAAAACUUUAUGAAGUAGCUGGCAAUGAUGAAUACUGUAUCAACAACCUUCUAGAUGAGAAAUAUGAGACACGUCCUGUUCGCGAGAUUCUACGGGAUGCACAUAGAUUUUUGGGACAAGAACUUUCAUAUAGUGUCUUUAGAUGGAACUGUGAGCACUUUGUUACAUGGCUGAGAUACGGAAAACCACAGUCCCUACAGGUACGAGACGCAGUGGAGACCGUUGCUGCAGUUGCUACUGUAGGGAUUGGCAUUGGAGCCAUUGUUUAUGCUAUUUUAAAAAAAAUGUCUGGUUCAAAAGACAAAGAGAAGCAGACCCAAUGAACAGUGAGAAAUAAAGAACUACAGAUAGCUGAACAUGCUCAAGCUGGGGCCAGCAGUAUGAUGUCAGUAAUGCACAAAAAAGCCACAAUGAAGAAAGAAGAACUUUAUGAAGUAGCUGGCAAUAAUGAUUGAUUACCAUGUCAUCCACCUUAUGGAUGAAAAAUAUAAGCUUACAAGGAACUGUGAGCACUUUGGUAUAUAGCUGAGAUACAGAAAGCCACAGUCCCACCAGCUACAGCUGUUUGGCAUGACCUGGCAUAUUGAGACAAUUCACACAAGUAUUGUAACUGAAUGUUAAUUAAUUAUACUGUACUCAUAAAUGUCUUCAAUUUUAAAAUCACAGCAUUACAGGGCUGUAUUAUGGUAAAAUAUUUUACAUUAAUUUAUUAUUAAGGUCACAAAAUCAACACCUUUACACAGUCAGUAGAUACUUUGUUUAUUUUCAUGGGUGCGAAAUGUGGAAACAGAAGUUGGUCUUACUAUAGCGGUUGGCGUUGGGAGUUCUUGGUGCUGCUGUAGCCAUUUUUGGUUCAAAGACAAGAGAAGCAGACAGUGAACAGUGAGAAACGAAGAACUAAAAGUUUCAAUACAAUUAAUAAGUUCCACAAUACAAUUGUGGAGGCCUUUGAUUAUUUCAGUCAGUAAUUUUUUUGCAUUCAUCAUGCAAUUUAAAAAAGUAUCCAACAUUUAUUUAAGCUAUAAAACACAUCAUUCUCUUAAUUUAAAUAAAUAAAAUGUGAUUAUAUAUAACAUACUUUAUAAAAAUACGCAUUUACUAUAGUUUCAGUUGACUAUAAAAAUGCUUUACAUUAUUCUGGUAGCGAUGAUGACUAACCAGAAGUUUAAGUAGGAAAAGCUCCUCCGUCUCUUGUUCUAACCCUCACCCUCGCCUUCUCUCUCUCUCUCUCUCUCUCUCAUACACACACAACACAACACAACA
Molecule: messenger RNA, 1508 nt
Organism: Sinocyclocheilus grahami
Lineage: Eukaryota; Metazoa; Chordata; Actinopteri; Cypriniformes; Cyprinidae
Product: HRAS-like suppressor 3
Exons: 6
Coding region: 59-568 (169 amino acids)
Biological process (GO): N-acylphosphatidylethanolamine metabolic process
Cellular component (GO): cytoplasm
Molecular function (GO): glycerophospholipid phospholipase A1 activity; A2-type glycerophospholipase activity
Source: RefSeq, a predicted model, not a curated record